AUGGAGGAAAACCUCUUUAAAGUGUCGCCCAAGUCCCAGGAGCGCCAGAGCUCCCAGCGGAGCAGCGAGCACGACAUCCGGAAUCUGUGGACCACGGCCACGCUGUCGCAGACGCAGCUGCACCUGCCGCUGUCCUACUUCUGCGAGAAGUUCGACGAGGACGGUGGCACCGUGCGUACCUCGGCUCCCGGCUGGCUCAGCCCGGAGGAGCUCUGGAGGGAGGAGGAAGUGAGCUCCCCCAAAGGGGAUAGGACGCGCCUGGAGUCGGAGCCCCGGGACCAGCACACCUUGCUGGACCAGCAGCUGCACCGGGGCAGCUCGGAGGAAGGCCACGUGGAGGAGGACGACGAGGAAUCCAAUCUGUCCAGCGACAAGUCCUUGACCCUGUCCUUCACCAAUGUGUCCAAGCACCCGCCCCACCGUGCCUACUGGGCAGAGCAGCAGAACAGGCUGCCGCUGCCCCUGAUGGAACUCAUGGAGAAUGAAGUGUUGGAAAUCCUCACUAAGGCGCUCCAAAGCUACCGGACAGAGAUCGGCAGGGACCACUUCUUGACCAAGGAGCUGAAGCGCUACAUCGAGGGACUCAAGAGGCGCCGGGGCAAGAGGCUGCGCGCCACUGCCUACUGA
Ochotona curzoniae (black-lipped pika) is the source of this 627-nucleotide messenger RNA. RefSeq names its product catsper channel auxiliary subunit zeta (gene CATSPERZ). NCBI's taxonomy places the organism in Eukaryota, Metazoa, Chordata, Mammalia, Lagomorpha, Ochotonidae. Gene Ontology annotation, biological process: sperm capacitation; flagellated sperm motility. The transcript has 5 exons. Bases 1 to 627 code for a protein of 208 amino acids. The record is from RefSeq and is a predicted model, not a curated record. Gene Ontology annotation, cellular component: CatSper complex; sperm principal piece.